Molecule: messenger RNA, 1821 nt
Organism: Sorex fumeus (smoky shrew)
Lineage: Eukaryota; Metazoa; Chordata; Mammalia; Eulipotyphla; Soricidae
Gene: PDIA3
Product: protein disulfide isomerase family A member 3
Exons: 13
Coding region: 148-1665 (505 amino acids)
Biological process (GO): protein folding; response to endoplasmic reticulum stress
Cellular component (GO): endoplasmic reticulum; cell surface
Molecular function (GO): protein disulfide isomerase activity
Source: RefSeq, a predicted model, not a curated record
CGCUGGGGGCGGCCACCUCCGGCUGCAGGUCCGCCUGGGCCAGACGCGCGAGCGCAGGCCGUGGGUGCGUGGUCGCUGCCCCGGCUUCCGCAGUCCCCACCGAGCCCCGACCCUCCUGGCCGCCCCCACCCACCGCACCUCGCCGCCAUGCGCCUCCGCCGCCGAGCGCUGUUCCCCGGCGUGGCCCUGCUUUUCGCCGCGGCCCGCCUCGUUGCUGCUUCCGACGUGCUGGAACUCACGGACGACAACUUCGAGAGUCGCGUCUCGGACACGGGCUCCGCGGGCCUCAUGCUGGUCGAGUUUUUCGCUCCCUGGUGUGGACACUGCAAGAGACUUGCCCCCGAAUAUGAAGCUGCAGCUACCAGAUUAAAAGGAAUAGUCCCAUUAGCAAAGGUCGAUUGUACUGCCAACACAAACACGUGUAAUAAAUACGGAGUCAGUGGAUAUCCGACCCUGAAAAUAUUUAGAGAUGGUGAAGAAGCAGGUGCUUAUGAUGGACCCAGGACUGCAGAUGGAAUUGUCAGCCAUUUGAAGAAGCAGGCAGGACCAGCUUCAGUACCUCUCAAGACUGAAGAAGAAUUUGAGAAAUUCAUUGGUGACAAAGAUGCUUCUGUUGUGGGCUUUUUCAAGGAUUUAUUCAGUGAAGCACAUGCUGAGUUUCUGAAAGCAGCCAGCAAUUUGAGAGAUAACUACCGAUUUGCACACACCAAUGUUGAGUCUCUGGUGAACAAGUAUGAUGAUGAUGGAGAGGGGAUUACCUUGUUUCGUCCUUCACAUCUGACUAAUAAGUUUGAGGACAAGUCUGUGGCAUAUUCAGAACAGAAAAUGACCAGUGGCAAGAUUAAAAAAUUUAUCCAGGAAAACAUUUUUGGUAUCUGCCCUCACAUGACAGAAGAAAAUAAAGAUUUGAUACAGGGCAAGGAUUUACUUAUGGCUUACUAUGAUGUGGACUAUGAAAAGAAUGCUAAAGGUUCCAACUACUGGAGAAACAGAGUAAUGAUGGUGGCAAAGAAAUUCCUGGAUGCUGGAAAGAAGCUCAGCUAUGCUAUAGCCAGCCGCAAAGCCUUUAGCCAUGAACUUUCUGAUUUUGGCUUGGAAAGCACUACUGGAGAGAUCCCUGUUGUUGCUAUCAGAACCGCGAAAGGAGAGAAGUUUGUCAUGCAGGAAGAAUUCUCACGUGAUGGCAAGGCUCUUGAGAGAUUUCUGCAGGAUUACUUUGAUGGCAACCUAAAAAGAUACCUGAAGUCUGAGCCCAUCCCAGAGAGCAAUGAUGGACCUGUCAAGGUUGUGGUAGCAGAGAAUUUUGAUGAAAUAGUGAAUAAUGAAAAGAAAGAUGUACUGAUUGAAUUUUAUGCUCCUUGGUGUGGACACUGUAAGAAUCUGGAACCCAAGUAUAAAGAACUGGGGGAGAAGCUCAGUAAAGAUCCCAAUAUUGUCAUAGCCAAAAUGGAUGCCACAGCCAAUGAUGUGCCUUCUCCAUAUGAAGUCAGAGGUUUUCCUACUAUCUACUUCUCUCCAGCCAACAAGAAGCUAAGUCCAAAGAAAUAUGAAGGUGGACGUGAGUUAAAUGAUUUUAUUAGCUACCUACAGCGAGAGGCUACAAACACCCCUAUAAUUCAAGAAGAAAAACCUAAGAAGAAGAAGAAGGCACAGGAGGAUCUCUAAAGCAUCAGCCAAAUAUACCACUUUGUUAAAAAAGGACUCUUCCACCAGAGAUGGGAAACCAUUGGGGAGGACGGGACCCAUAUGGGUUUAUUACCUCUCAUCCCUGAGAGAACAGAAUGGAUGUAAUCUGAAUCCUGUUAAAUUUUCUCUAAACUA